Molecule: messenger RNA, 1412 nt
Organism: Alligator sinensis (Chinese alligator)
Lineage: Eukaryota; Metazoa; Chordata; Crocodylia; Alligatoridae
Product: phospholipase A2 inhibitor subunit gamma B-like
Exons: 7
Coding region: 597-1286 (229 amino acids)
Cellular component (GO): extracellular region
Molecular function (GO): phospholipase inhibitor activity
Source: RefSeq, a predicted model, not a curated record
AGAACCUCAGGGGGUGCGUGCAUCUCACAGUCCUCAAGAAGUACUUUCUUUUAGAUCCAUCACCACUGAAUCCUAGCCCUUCUUCCAAUGCCAGAGCCCCAUGUAGGAGGAGGACCUGGAUUUCAUCCUGAAAUAGAGUGAGGGCUAUCAUCUGAGAUUUGUGGUGGAGAAAGGGACAAGACAGUGGUGUCCUGAAGUUGUACUGAGCUCCUGGAGGAAGCUUCUGAGGGUCCAAGGCCUGCUUCAGAGGCCACCUGAGGUGUACCUGCCUGAUGCCUGGGAGACAACCCCACCCAUUGCUUGCAGGUGAAGGAAACCUGAAAGUUUGGUUUCCAACAAAAGGAGAUCCUUCCACUCAAGUGACUCUUUGACAUCAGAGGCCCUGCCCAGCCCUUUCUCAAAGGGCAAGAGCACUCAGAGGAAUCAAGGAGCACAGAGAGACAGGUCACCUCUCUCUUCUCCAGAGCAGGAUCCUCUCCAUCUGCACUCCAGGAACCCACCUCAAAGCUCUGGUCAGCACAACUUGGAUUCACCAGUCAGAGAGUUUUACUGUAUUGAAGACCCUCCCCAGUGCCCAGCCACCUUUGGCUCCCAGGAUGAAGGCUCCUGUCAUCCUCCUCUUCCUCUCCGCUCUCCUGGCUGCAGGGACCUGCCUGGAAUGUGAGGUUUGCAGUGGUCCAGGCAACACCUGCAAUGGUGUAAUGACGACCUGCAGCUCUGGAGAAGACAGCUGCUUCCUUGCUCUGAUAGAAAGAUCAGAAACCUUUGGCUCAGUGAAGUACAUCCAGACUAUGAAGGGCUGUGUGACUUCCCGUGUCUGUGGACGGAGUCCAGCCAUCUUUAAUUCUGCAGUGAAACAAAGGAUAGCCCUCACUUGCUGCACUGGGAAUUCCUGCAAGACUGCUUCUGCCCAGUUGUCUGCAGAGAACGUCGUUCCCAAUGGGCUGUACUGCCCCUACUGUAUUGUACUGGGGAGUACAUAUAGUUGCAAUGCCACAGUGUCGGCUUGCACUGGAGAGGAGAAUCAAUGCCUGAAUGUCACUGGGUCACACGGUUCUGGUCCUGGAAAUAUGGCAACCUCUUUCAUAAGCUGUGCAACACCAUCAGCCUGUGCCCUUGUAGAUGCCUUUGGAGAUGGCAGCCAAAAAGUCUUUGAAGUAUUUCAACUCAACAUCAGCCAGCACAUGUGUGCUCGAGCCCUCGGAUUGGCCAGUUCAUCCCCGGGACACUCCAGGCUUUUGCUCCCAGCCUUCAGUGGGCUGAUCCUAGCAAUGUUCCUUGCCUGAGCCUCAGCCUGUGGGAUAGCAAUGCAGUCCUAAAUCCCUACUCUGCAACUGUUCUGCCCUGGCCUGGUGCCCUUGGGCUCCACAUGGGUUUGCUUCUCUGAUGUUCCAUUCCAGGAAAUAAAAGGA